This is a messenger RNA of Entamoeba invadens IP1, 5121 nucleotides long. Its product is annotated as protein serine/threonine kinase, putative. Lineage: Eukaryota; Evosea; Mastigamoebida; Endamoebidae. The record is from RefSeq and is a predicted model, not a curated record. The transcript has a single exon. The coding region runs from base 1 to 5121 and encodes 1706 amino acids. Gene Ontology annotation, molecular function: protein kinase activity; ATP binding. Gene Ontology annotation, biological process: protein phosphorylation.
AUGAUUAUUAAUUCACUCGUUGUAAUAUAUUACCUUAUUAUUUCGGUAAAAAGCGGAGACGACUGGUGCGAGGUUAAUAGUGUGAUCACCUGGUAUUAUAACUACAAUACAUGUUUUAGAGAUCAUUGGAAUUACAAAGAUGGUGAUUUUAAUUUUGAAAACGGGUGUUGUUUGAACGAAACUAAAACGUUUGAAGAAACAACGUCUGGUGGGUACGAAUAUCGAACUUUUAAGUUUAAGGAUGGUGCUGUUAUUAAUUUAAAAACUUUAUUCAUUCGAGAACAAUAUUCACAACAUAGUUUCUAUGUUAGCGAACGCGCAAGACCAGAAGGCUUAUUUGUUUCUCUUGGAUGUUACAAUAAUGAAAAAUUCUGUCGGAAAUCUGUUGAUGAUGGUAAAAUACUUGGUAUCGAUCUUCAUUAUAGAGGCAUUUCGAUCUACUCGGAUAUAAAAGAAAACAUCAGGAUUGACGACUAUAUAGAAAAAAACGAAAUGCCCCCACAACUUUUUAUUGACGGAAAAGAAACACCAAAUAAUGUUGAAUUUAUAUAUAGAUAUUUAAAAAAUUAUGAUUAUGCAUUUUCAAGGCGUAGAUUUUUGUUUACAGGAAAUGUAGACGAUGGCAAUGUAAGAGUGUUAUAUGAAAAAUUAAAUGACGAAAAAUAUUAUAAUGGAAGACCAGUGUGUGAACGAAAUGGGUUUAAAAGAUUUUUAGCAUUUCUAGACGGAGAAGAUUUGGCGAAUGUGAUGAACACAACUUGUAAUUGUAAACGAAUAAAUGACAUGGAAAUAAUUGGAGAUGAUAAUUGGUAUUAUCCAGAUUGUAAAUACAACUCAUCUUUAUUUGAUUUGGAUUUGACAACGGAUGUUUUUGAAACACAAUUUAAUGUGAAUAUUCAAAUAACAAAAUGGUAUUCAAUUAUUUUUUCUACAUUUAAAUAUUACGUUUUAAACUCCAUACAAAUAACAAAUUCGUUAUUAAGUUUUGAAACGCUAGAAAUGAACCAAGACACAAAUGUCAUAGUAAAUAUGAAUGUUAUAAUUCAAAAUUUGCAGAUCAAUUCAAUUGGAAUGUAUCAAUUUUCAUAUGAUUUAAAUGUUGUGAAUGUUAUUUAUAAUGAGCAAUUAAAUAACAAAAUACUAUUUAUAAUACUGGGAAAAUUGACAAAUACAAAUAAUGUUUUAAGUUCUUGUGGAUUUAGAGCAUUCUACACAAUAAAUGACGGGUAUAUGUGUUAUUGUAAUAACACUGGUGGAACAUGGGAUCCAUCCCUUGAAAACGUACUUUAUAAAGGAGAUUGCUUUAACAACACACAACAAUCGAAAUUAACACUACAACUCGAUGCUGAUAUUUACAACCCUACAGAAACCCAAAAAUGGCAACAAAUAAACAUUCUUAAUAAUAAUAUCACUAUUGAUGGUGUUAAUGAAUUAAUCAUGUCAGUUAUUCAUCUUGAAAGCGACCUUUUUCUAUAUACAAAAAUCACCAUUACAAAUGAAAUACAAUUUGUAAAAAACGCUCAUUGUAUCGUGAAAAAUGAAGGUAUAAUGACUUUACAACAAAGCGCUCAGAUCACUUUGAUUAAUGUCACAAACAACACAAAUCACAAUGGGAAAAUUCAAGUUGAAAGUGGAGGAGUUUUUAAAUAUUUAAAUAUCCAGAAUGCAAUCCAGUGGGUAAACACUACUCCAAUCGAUUUUUGUGUCGAAUUGUUUUCGUUUCAAAACAACCAAGAAAGUACUUUUACUUUAUCCAAUUCUAUUUUUAUUGAAAAGAAAUUAAUGAGAGUGUGCCCUAAUAGUAUUUUUCCUUUUCAAAAAACCUGUUGUAAUUUUACUGGGAAUAACAUGGACGAUUAUCAGAGUUAUGAAGAGAAAGUCCUUCAUUGCCCAAUUAACAAUGAAAAUGCAACUAUUAUUCUUAAAAAUAUAUUCUUUGAACAACUGGGUGAUUUUAAAGGGAUUUUUAGUCAAGACAGUGAAAAUUACAAACAAAUAAAAUUUGAAAAGAAACAAGAAUUAAAUACUCAAUUUCAUGAAACAAUAGAAACAACUUUAUUUGUUUCAAACAAUUCUUUAAAUAAUGGAAAUUAUAAACUACUUUUUGGAACACUAAAACUGUUUAUUGGAACCAAUUUUGGCUUUGAAAUUUCGACUCAAAAAAUGAAUGAAAAAUUGUCUCAAAACCCUUUGGUGAUAAUCAGUGACACAAACUAUCCUUGUAAGGCGUUAGAAGCAAAAGCUGUUGAAAAUGAAAUUUCAAGGUGUUUGGCAUGUAACAAUUCAUAUUAUUAUCAGAAUAAUACAUGUAAUCCCAUAUCCAAUUAUUGUAAUAAUAUCUAUACAACAAAGACAUAUUCAAUUUGUGAAGAAUGUGAAUUGGGUUAUGAAGCAAAUAGAAACAAUUGUGUACAAUGCAGAUCACAGUGUCAACGUUGUUCGAAUAACAAGUGUGUUUUAUGUGAAAAAGAUUACUACUAUGACAAAGAUGGCACUUGUUCUCGAAUGAAUAACGCAAAAGGAUAUAUUGUAUUAUACGAAUUACAAAGAACAAGAAAGUGUGUUAUUGGAUAUUAUAGUUCAUUUGUAGACUGUCUACCAUGUUCACAAAAUUGCAUUCAAUGUUACAACUCUUCCAUCUGCCAAAUUUGCAACACUAAAAGCUUUUUGGUUGAAAAUGAGACUUCCAAAUUCUGUGGAAUACAAAGUGGUGUUGAACUUUCCAGUAACACUAAAGUGAUCUUCUGCAAAAAUUCGUUUUAUUUAAAUUAUGAAGAAAAUAAUUGUGAAAAAUGUUCUUUGAAAUAUGGCGAAUUGUGCGAUUUUUGUGAUUCCAAAAAGUGUUUUAAUUGUUCUCAAGAUGGUGUGAUUAACACAAUAACUGGAAAAUGUGAAAUACUCACAGAAACACACUGUCAAAUGACACAGAACACUCAUUGCACUAUUUGCACAACACCAAAUUAUUCAAUCAAUUCUAGUGGGCUCUGUGACAUCAAUACAAAUUGUUUAGUAUCUUGGAAAAACGAAAAAUGUCUUGUAUGUGACGAAGGGUAUUUCCACGAUGUCAAUAACUCAUGUGUAACAAUAGAAACACAUUUUAAUAAUUGCACUCAUUCAAUAUCUGAAAAAGACCGCUGUUAUCAAUGUAUAACUGGAUAUUUUCUUAUUCACAAUCAAUGUGAAAAGUGUUUAGAAAAUUGUAUUGAUUGUUAUAACAAAGAACAAUGUCUUUUAUGUCAAGAUGGAUACUAUUUACAAAACAAUGGGUCUUGUUCACAUGUUUCUGAUAUUUCCAAUCAUUGUAAAAGACUAAUACGAGGGGGUUCCUCGUGUGCACUCUGUGAUUUAAAAUACUUUAGAAAUUCUAAAGGUAUGUGCGAGAAGUGCAUAGAAAGUUGUGCAGACUGUAAUCAGAAUUCCACAUGUCUCAAUUGUGAUAAAGAUAAUUACUUAUUAACAGACUCGACCAAAUGUAUUUCCUAUGAUGAGUUGGUGAAUUGCACAUCAAAAAGUCAGAGUGGAUGUCUGUUGUGUAACACCGGAUUUUAUAUUGACAAUCAGAAGUGUCUGCCUUGUAAUACAAAAACGGAUAAUUGUACUGAAUGUGUGCAAUAUGGUGUUUGUGUGCUUUGUGAAGACACUUUUAUUCUCAAAAACGAGAAGUGUAUUCCAAUAAAUAAAGUUUCAAAGUGUCUAGAAAUAACAAAUUCGAAGUGUUCCAAAUGUUCCUUCUGGCAUGUACCAGAAUCUUCAGGAACGUCUUGUAAUGUACACGUAGUGUGGUGGGUCAUUUUUAUAAGUGUUUUAUUUGUAGUGAUAAUAAUACUAACACUCGUCAUAUUAACAAUUAUUAUCAUAUUAAAAAUAUUGGAACAUAAAAGGCAUGAGAAAGAAAGGAAGAAGACUUGUCUUUUUGUUAUGAGUAGUUCUAACAUCAAAUUUCUAAAAACUUCGAAUGAUGAUAUUGUUGUUAACAUGAAAGAAAUACAAUUUGAAAGUGUCUCGUAUGGAGACAUAAAAGUAGAUGAAGAAACGCGGGAAUUGAUCUGUGUUGGCAAUAUCUCUAAAAACAUAGUAAAAGUGCAGUUUACUUUUAAAGAAAGCAAUUAUAAAUACUCAUUCAGAACACAACCAGAAGUUAUUGCUAUCCCAAAAGGAAAAGCGUGCGAAUUCGAAAUCUUUUUAACACCAAAUUGCUCAACAAAAAUCGACGACAAUAUUUAUUUAUUCUCUGCAAAUUUGACGAGUGGAAAGACCUCAGAAAGUCAAAUCCAAAUUAGAGCAAAAACUGAAAUAUCAACUAAAUUAGACCCAGAUGAGUUAAUUGAAAACAAAAAAGUUGGUGAAGGCUCGUUUGGAAUUGUUUAUCAUGGGGAAUUCAGAGGGAGUGACGUUGCUAUAAAGAAAAUGAAAGAGAUGAAUCAAAGUGAUAAGGCCAUACAAGAGUUUGAGAAGGAAGUUGCCAUGUUAGACAAGUUUAGAAGUGAAUAUAUUGUACAUUUCUACGGAGCCGUGUUUAUACCAAAUAAAAUUUGCAUGGUAACUGAAUUUGCUCAAUAUGGGAGUGUUAGAGACUUGAUGAAACACAAAAAGAGUGAAGAUGUUGCGCUCAAUAUGAAAGUCAAGUUUUGUUUGGAUGGGGCAAAGGGCGUGUUUUAUUUACAUGAAAAUGGGGUGUUACAUAGAGACAUCAAACCAGACAAUUUCCUUGUGUUUUCACUUGAUUUAAACGACAAGGUCAAUGCUAAAUUGACGGAUUUUGGGAGUGCAAGAAAUGUGAAUCAACUCGUCUCUAAUAUGACAUUCACCAAGGGAAUUGGUACGCCAAAAUAUAUGGCGCCUGAGGUCUUAAACAAAGAGAAAUACACAAAAGGCGCAGACGUCUUUUCGUUUGCUAUUACAAUGUAUGAAGUCUUAACAUGGAAAGACCCGUUUCCCAAAGAAAAAUUUAGAUUUCCAUGGUCAAUAGCUGAUUUUAUUAGCGCCGGGAAACGAUUUGACAGACCAGAAGAAAUACCAGAAAAACUCUUUGAUAUCUUGAAAGUGAUGUGGAACCAAAGUUCACGAGAAAGAUGUGAUAUAAAGAAAACUAUUGAAAUGCUUGAAAAUUACUUGAAAUAA